UUCGGAAACAGAGGGGAAAGUCUUGCGUGACAGAAGUCUGAAUUAGGAGGAGGAGUAUAUGGCAGUGGAAUCAGUCCUGUGUUUAGGAGUCCUGUGGGAGGAGUUACAAGAGGGUACAUAAGAGAGGACAUAGUGGGUUCCUGUCUCAGCUCACCUGGUCGCCGCCUCAGCACCUUCACUAGUGCUGCCAGUGUGUGUUUCUCUUGUGUCUCUCUCCGUCACAAGACCAGACUGCAACGCUUGACAGUAUGGCCAAGUUGUCGUUAUCAGUUGUGUUGCUGGUGGCGUUAGCGAAUGUGGCGAGUCCUCAGUGUAUCUCCAACGACGACAAGCUGACCCUGUCCCUCACCCCUGACCUGGAGCACAUCACCCCCUUCGGCUUGGAUCUUCUGAAGGAGUUCAACCCGCCCACCACCACGGGAAACUUUUUCUUUUCCCCUUAUAGCAUCUGGAACGCCCUCGUCCUGGCCUACUUUGGGUCGGCUGGACAAACCCGUCAGCAAUUACAGGAUGUCCUGCGCUUGAGCGACCCAUCAAACACACUGGCAACCUACAAGGCCCUAGAACGCUUGGAUGAUGAGAGACAGAAGAAUUCCAGUGAAUAUGUGAUGGACUUUGCCAACAAGGUCUAUGUCAACGAAAACUUCUCGAUUCGGGACUGCAUCCGGGAGGUCCUUCCCAACGAAGUGCAGAGUAUCAACUUCGCAAAGCCGGAAGAAGCAGCGGCGACGAUCAAUCACUUUGUGAACCAGACGACACGAGGCAAGAUCCCAACAUUAGUGUCAGAUGCCGACGUGAAGGAUGUUCCGAUGGUGCUGGUGAACGCCGCCUACUUCAAGGGUCUCUGGAAGAACCCCUUUAAGCCCAAGUCCACGCUCAAGAAGGAAUUCUACCCCACCCCAGAUCAAAAUGUUCUCGUUGAUAUGAUGAGCCAAACUGACGAAUUCAAAAUAGUCGACUCUCAGGAGCUGCAGGCGACUGUGUUGGAGAUGCCUUAUGAGGGAGGGGCGGCCUCCAUGUUUAUAUUGCUGCCUUUCAAAGAAGGUGCCGGCGACACCAUCUCUGAAGACAUUAACCCAGGUGAUGAGUCUGUCCCUGGUGGUGGAGUCAUCAUUGCUAAAGAUUCCACCAAGCCUAUAACUGGUUCUGGUUCUGAAAACUCCACCACUUCUGAAGGCUCCACCACUUCUGAAGGCUCCACCACUUCUGAAGGCUCCACCAAUUCUGAAGGCUCCACCAAUUCUGAAGGCUCCACCAAUUCUAAAGGCUCCGCCACUUCUGAAGGCUCCACCAAUUCUAAAGGCUCCGCCACUUCUGAAGGCUCCACCACUACUGAAGGCCCCAUCACUACUUCUGAAGGCUCCAUCACCAAUUCUGAAGGCUCCACCACUUCUGAAGGCAGUGCUACUGCUGAAGGAACUUCUACCAGUGAAGGUACUCCUACCUCUGAGGGCACUUCUACAACAGUUACUACCACCUCUGAAGUCACCGACACUUCUGAAGGCACCUCCACUUCCGAAGAUACCACAGCUGAAAGAACUUCUACCACUGCUGAAGGCAAUUCUACCACUGAUACCUCUACUACUGUUGAACGCACUAGCCCUGACGAAGGCACCUCCGCUGUAACGCCCCUCGACGCUCUGUUGCAGCGUCUCACUCAGGACACCUUCAGCGCCGCCGUCAAAAAUCUUAAAAAUCAGGAUGUUAUUCUUAAGGUUCCUAAAUUCACACUGGAACAUACAAUUAGUGAUGAAUUAACCAAGGUCCUUCAACAUUUGGGGAUCCAAGACCUUUUCACGGAAGCUGCUGACCUCUCUAAUUAUGCUUCUGGUAGAAACUUGUUCGUUGAGAAGGGGGUUCACAAGGCCGUGGUGGAAGUAAACGAGGAGGGUUCUAAGGCUGCUGCGACCACGGGAAUCAUCCUCCAACUGUCAUCACUACCAAUCAAUUCCGGCCCUCGUGAAGUCACUUGUGACCGCCCCUUCGUGUUUUUCAUUAAUGAUAACCUCACAAAAAACAUUCUUUUCAUGGGAGUCUACAGAAAGCCAUUGCUGGGUAUCAUUGAUGAAGCAACCACUGACAUACUGGUGCUGGGUAUCAUUGAUGAAGCAACCACUGACAUACUGGUGCUGGGUAUCAUUGAUGAAGCAACCACUGACAUACUGGUGCUGGGUAUCAUUGAUGAAGCAACCACUGACAUACUGGUGCUGGGUAUCAUUGAUGAAGCAACCACUGACAUACUAGUGCUGGGUAUCAUUGAUGAAGCAACCACUGACAUACUGGUGCUGGGUAUCAUUGAUGAAGCAACCACUGACGUACUAGUGCUGGGUAUCAUUGAUGAAGCAACCACUGACAUACUGGUGCUGGGUAUCAUUGAUGAAGCAACCACUGACAUACUGGUGCUGGGUAUCAUUGAUGGAGCAUCCACUGACGUACUAGUGCUGGGUAUCACUGAUGAAGCAACCACUGGCAUACUAGUGCUGGGUAUCAUUGAUGAAGCAACCACUGACAUACUGGUGCUGGGUAUCAUUGAUGAAGCAACCACUGACAUACUAGUGCUGGGUAUCAUUGAUGAAGCAACCACUGACAUACUGGUGCUGGGUAUCAUUGAUGAAGCAACCACUGACAUACUAGUGCUGGGUAACUUCGAACAUUACACCAAGGAUUACAUUAUAUCCCAGUAUUAUCAGAAUUUUUUUCGUACAGGUGACUCGAACGAUCUGCGGGCGACAGUGCUGGAGAUGCCGUACAAGGGCGAUGCUGCUUCCAUGUUUGUGUUGCUGCCUUUUAAAAAUAUUAAAGGCACCUCUGCUACACCCCUGGACACUAUGUUGCAACGUCUCACUAAAGACUCCUUCAGCGCCAUCGUCAAAAACCUUACACAACAGAAAGUUAUUCUCAAUUUCCCAAAAUUCAAGUUGGAACAUAAAAUUACUGGAGAACUUACCGAGGCUCUUCAUCGUCUGGGGAUUAAGGACCUGUUCACGAGCGCUUCUGACCUUUCAAACUUUGAUCCUGCUGGACGAUUGUUUGUGUCGAAAGGGAUCCACAAGGCUGUGGUGGAGGUUACUGAAGAGGGCACAGAAGCAGCAGCAGCUACGGCGCUAAUUUUGGAAGUAACAUCGGUAUUCGGACGACCACCACCCCCUCGUGUCUUUACUUGUGAUCACCCCUUUGCUUUCGUCAUUACUGACAAAGUUACCAACAACAUUCUUUUCAUGGGAAUUUUCAGGGAUCCAAACGGCACCGCAAUGUGAAGAAUGGAGUAUACCAGAUCAUAACAAAUGACGGAGAUGAUUUAUAUAGAUUUUACACCAUACGAAUAUCUUAAAAGCUCUGCUUUUUGUUCAACAUCACUUUGACAGAUUUGUAGUUUCUCGACUACAUAUUGGUCAUUACUUCAGCAUUUCACACAUUAAGAAUAUGGAUAAAAGUAACAUUGUUCCUGAAUAUAUCCUACACAUGCAAUCCAUUCUAAGGCAGAGAUACACCAGUCAGACUAGAGGACAUCAGGAAAAUAAAACAAAUUAAAGAGA
This is a messenger RNA of Cherax quadricarinatus, 3536 nucleotides long. Lineage: Eukaryota; Metazoa; Arthropoda; Malacostraca; Decapoda; Parastacidae. The record is from RefSeq and is a predicted model, not a curated record.